This is a messenger RNA of Hypoxylon trugodes, 795 nucleotides long. RefSeq lists its product as uncharacterized. Gene Ontology annotation, molecular function: DNA-binding transcription factor activity. NCBI's taxonomy places the organism in Eukaryota, Fungi, Ascomycota, Sordariomycetes, Xylariales, Hypoxylaceae. The transcript is spliced from 4 exons. Gene Ontology annotation, biological process: regulation of DNA-templated transcription. The record is from RefSeq and is a predicted model, not a curated record. The coding region runs from base 1 to 795 and encodes 264 amino acids.
AUGUCCAACAGCAUGAAGUCUACGGUAGAACCUACCAAGACUGGGAAGCGUAAAGGUACUAGAAGCGUAUCUACUCUUACUCCCUCACAACUUGCUCGAAAGCGUGCCAACGACCGAGAGGCCCAGAGGGCUAUCCGAGCACGAACGAAAGAACAUAUCGAAAAUCUUGAGAAGGAAAUAGAGGAACUUCGCAGCCAACAAGGCCGAGACCAGACCAUUCAGACUUUACUUCGGAAAAAUAAAACAUUGGAAGACGAACUCCGUCGUAUUAGAGAUGGCAUGGGGAUACGUACCGCUGACGCCGGCGAGCAAUAUCAACCUAUGUUCCAUGGCUCCAGCCCCCCCAAUUCUCAUGUUUUUGGACAGUCUGCGCCCAACUAUCCAUUGAUGCAGAAUAUGACAUAUGGCAACAUACCCGAUGCGACUGAUCCGUGGCCCACGACUGUGCCAUGCUCCCUCUCAUCUACCGCAUCUAGCCCCUCUUCAUCCGCCGCCACAGAUGAGUUUGGGGGCAAUUACCUCGCUACUAGCGCCCCAUCUACGGUUUUUGAUCGGUCUAGUAUGCCAAGGACUGCGCGUUCUCCGACUAUGCCUACUCUUUCAUGUGUUAGCAGCGAUGGCGCAUUUGAGGAUGUGAAACCCGAGUUCGGAUGCCCUCAAAUCGGUAUGGUGCCUAUCAACCCGACCUAUCAAAUGCAGCCAUGGAGUAUGUAUCCCAUGCAACAAUACCAGCCGGCGCCAACUCCAAUAACCCACGGCCACCAGAUGUCACAGAUUGCGAGGUGUCAAUUUUAA